UGUAGCUGUUUAUAUAUAUAUACAUAUAUAUACUGUAGUAGUAUAUAUAUAUACUGUGUGUGUGUAAAAUAAAUGGAUAGAUAUUUUUUAAAAUAUUCAAAGUUGCCCAGUUGUUCCACCUCCUAAGCCCAGCACAACCUUUCCAAGGCAUAGUCUCUAUAAAAUGAUCAGAGGCCUUUAAUUCCUGGGAGGCUGAGGCAGUUGGAUCUCUGUGAGUUCAGAACUAGCUUUCCUGAUAUACAUAAUGGGUUCCAGGCCAACCAUAGCUACACAGUGAGACUUUGUCUCAAGUUAGAUAAUAAAACUAAAAACGACAUCAGAAUUUCCUUUAAAGAGCCUCAUCUAAGAGACCAUGGAGUCUGAGGAGUGGAAUGGAGGGUAUGUUUAUUACUCACUCUUCGGAUCUGACCCACUAUCCCUCUUCUCCAAUUCCAUCGAGUGUUUGUGUAGGACUGAUUAGACACUGUCUCCUGCGGGGUGUAGUGGCAUGAGCCUGUAACUUCUCACAUCACCAAGGAAGCUGAAGUAGGAAGCUUGCUGUGAGUUCAGGGUCAGCCUGUGCUACGUAGUGCUUCCGGGCCAGCUUGGGCUACCUAAGAUUUUGUAUAAAACGAGCUAUAUGUCCUUAAUCUCAGAAGUCAGGAGGCAGAGGCAGGCUAUUUGCGCUGUAGUCAGCCUGGUCUACAUAGCAAGUUCCAAGCCAUCCAGACCUACACAGUGAGACCCAGUCUCAAAUAACUAAACUGAAAGGGAUAAAAAGGAAGAAAAAAGAAACUAUAGCUUCGGGUAGGCACCCCUUCAAAACAAAAGGAAGGGUGUGUAGGCACCGCUGCACCUGUACUGUGGGACACAAACUACAACUCCCAGGGUAGCAACAUCUCAGCAGGGUGAAAGGCGUGACUGAACUCUCAGAGGAGGCGGGGACCAAUCUGGAGCCACCCAGACAACUUCCAGAAAAGGGCGUGGACAUGUGACCACCAGGAAGUUACCUGUAGAAUCUUUUAUGUUGCUUUCUGUGUACCACCUUUCCAGCUACCCCUUCAUCGGAAAGCCGCGGACCAAUAAGCCCUUCUUAAAAAGAGGUGAACCGAUUCACCGUGGGACAACCGGCUUAGGGGAAAAAAAAAACCCGAAGGAAAUAGUCACUUGUUCAUCCUAAAGACUAAACACAGAACGCAUCAUCCUCAGAACCCACUUGUGGACUGUCUGUAGCCCUUGCUCUGCCUCAGAGGGAGGGGAAAACUGGAGAACUUGGGAACUGCCAAAGCUAACUGGGAUCUGUUUGCUCCAGCACCAAACGAUAGACAACUAUGGCUUCCACCGUCUGGGGGGGUGCCCCCUGGUGGGGCCCACCACCCCCAGCCCCAGCCCGGCCUCUCACAGACAUAGACUUCUGCUCUGGCGCACAGCUGCAGGAACUCACUCAGUUGAUUCAGGAGCUGGGUGUUCAGGAGAGUUGGAGUGAAGGGCCCGAACCUGGAGCCGAUCUUCUCCGAGCCAAGGAGUUUGUCUUCUCUCUACUCGGUCUAGUUCACCGCCAGGACCCUCGUUUUCCACCCCAGGCAGAACUCUUGCUGCUUCGCGGUGGAAUUCGCGAAGGUUCCGUAGAUUUAGGGCACGCCCCCUUAGGUCCCUACUCCCGGGGACCUCAUUAUGAUGCCGGCUUUACAGUCCUUGUGCCUGUGUUUUCUCUGGAUGGCACUGGGCCCGAGCUGCUACUGGAUCUGGAAUCCUGUUCUGCAUGGCUCCGCCUUCCAGAACUGAUGCGCGGAAUUUUGGUCCGAGAGGCCUGGCUGGAUUGCCUAGGACCCCCUGUCCCAGAAGAAAGUGAUAUGACUCCCCAAACUCAGGGCAAAGAGAGUCCCACCGACCGGGGAAACUCUGUAGAUCAGUCACAUGAUUGUGUCCCUGAACCUGAGCCACAUAUGUCUUUGCAAAAAUUUAGUGACCUUUCAGGGUCCCAAUCUCCUUAUAAUGACAUCGCCAAUCUUGAAGCUCCUGAACCAUUGGAAACACCGAGUAGUGAGGCCUUGGAAACCGACGAAAGCCCAGUUCCAAGGCCGUCGGAGGCUGCAAAGGUGUGGCCCACAUUAUGCCCGACCCAAGUAGCUUCUUGGUUCUUCGUUAAGUUGGCUGAGGUUGCUGAGUCCCUGAUCCCCGUCCCAGGCGCCCCGCGGCUAGUUCAUGCAGCUCGCCACGCGGGUGUCACCACUGUCCUCCUGGCAACUCCAGAGCCCCCACGCCACCUCCUGCUCUUCGACCUGAUCCCGGUGGUGACCGUGACAGGCUGGCCCGACGCGGCUCGGAGCCACUCGUGGGCGGGUCCACUGGUCUCUGAAUCGUCCUCUUUCUACCUAGUGCCGGGCAGCCUCCCGGAGCAGCAGGGCACCUCUGGAUGGCAGUUGUGCUUCGCCCGCCAGGAGCUGGCGCUCAAAGCGCGCAUCCCCACGCCGCUGCUUCAGGCACACGCGGCGGCCCAGGCGCUGCUGCGCCCGCUGGUGGCGGGGACCCGAGCCGCUGCGCCCUACCUCCUGCGGACCUUGCUCUACUGGGCUUGCGAGCGGCUCCCGGCGCUCUACCUGGCGCGGCCGGAAAAUGCCGGCGCUUGUUGCCUUGGGCUACUGGAUGAGCUGAGCCGAGUGCUAGAGGCCGGGACGCUGCCUCAUUAUUUUUUGAGCGGCCGAAAGCUCCGUAUGGGAGACGGCUCUGCUGCUCUGCGCGGGGCAUUGGCCCAGCUUCGCGGGGACCCUGCACAGGCCUUGCGUGAGGCCGUGGAGGAAGCCAAGGUUGCCCGCAAAGGGGGCGGUUUAGCGGGCGUAGGGGGCGGGACCCAUUAAAGAUUCUACUCCUAAGGGAA
Messenger RNA from Rattus norvegicus (Norway rat), 2857 nucleotides. It is a transcript of the gene Tmem102, whose product is annotated as transmembrane protein 102. Gene Ontology annotation, cellular component: cell surface; protein-containing complex; plasma membrane. NCBI's taxonomy places the organism in Eukaryota, Metazoa, Chordata, Mammalia, Rodentia, Muridae. The record is from RefSeq and is a predicted model, not a curated record. Gene Ontology annotation, biological process: regulation of mitochondrial outer membrane permeabilization involved in apoptotic signaling pathway; positive regulation of T cell migration; response to cytokine.